AUGAAAAGUACGGUUUAUACAGGAUUAGAGAAAAAUGUUUGUAAAGGAGUUGAAAUUUAUAAUAAAUUUCAGGAUGAUGCAUUACCGGAUUAUAGAAAAAUAAAAUAUCACACAACAAACAGUGAUUUUUUCUACGAAGUACCAUGUGGUGUAUAUAAUAAAAAACAUUUAUUAGAUGAAAAAAUACAAUUGGCAAGAGAAGCGGUACCAGGACAAUUUCCAUGGGUCGUAUCGAUCCAGAGAAAAGUUGCAUUUAAUUCAUUUGCACAUUAUUGUACGGGUACAAUAAUAAGUUCCAUUUGGGUUGUCACGUCGUCUGCUUGCGUCGAAGGUGUCCUCACGAAAAAUGUUUUCGUCGUGGCUGGAAUAAGUUUCGGUCAAAGGAUCGGUGCGGAAAAAUUUGUCAAUUUAGUUUUAACGGAUGAUUCAACAGGGAAUUAUUUAGGACUUAUUAAAUUGGAAAGAGCUUUGGAUUUUGAUUCGCCAUUAGUUGCUCCGAUUUGUAUGCCAAAUACAAAUCAAAAAUAUCCCGAAGGUACGAAUUUAGUUACGACGACGUGGAAUAAUUCUCAUACGAUUUAUCAAAAAUUACUCUAUGGAAAUCUUCCGUUGGUACGUACGGAAAAAUGUUUGGAUUCGAUACAUAAAAAUACAUUGGAAAAUUUAAAAGGAGAAUGUAGAAUGUGUGCCGGGGUUAAAGGUGGUCCCGCCAUGUGUUUACAUUCAAAUAAUAGAUUUUAUUUAUGCGGUGUACUCAAUUAUGGUGAAACUUGUAAUUUAAAUGAUGUUUCCGGAUUAUAUGCUAGCCUUUCUUGUUUUAAUAAAGCCAUACAAAAACAUGCGGUUCCUUUGUUUCACGAUUUCGGUGAUGAUUAUGAUGAUUAUGACGGUGCUGAAUUCCCGACGAUAUCUGGAGUUUCAAAUACUUGUUUCAAAGAAAUAUUACUCUUAAAAAAAAAAAGAGGUUCUGCAUCGGCCGGGAAUCGAACCCGGGCCGCCCGCGUGGCAGGCGAGCAUUCUACCACUGAACCACCGAUGCUUGUAUCCUUGGUAAACAUAGGUAGCCUGGAAGAAGAAAGUGGAAGAAUGGCUAGUCCUUCGCCUCAUCCACCUUCUCCUAUGCCACCCCCUCAAGCUCCUUCUCCGAUGGGGCCUCCACAACAGUCUCCAUCGUUAAUGGCAAAUUCUGGAGCACCUUCUCCUAUGGGUCCUCCCCAACAUCUCGCUCCAAGUCCUGGACCUACAUAUAACCCUAAUCAAUCAUCUUGCCCUCCUAAUUUAUCUCAUUCUUUACCACCUGGCAGUCAAAUACCAGGUAAUAUACCUGGUGUUCAUAUGAAUGGUCCUUCAGGUUUGCCUCCUCACAGUCAAAAUUUAUCUCAUUCACCCUAUCUUAAUUCAUCGCAGCCUCUUAUUGGAUCAAAUUCACAAAUUAGUCAUCAACCGUCUUCAAUGCAAAGAUAUUUAAUUAACGAUAAUUUUUAA
Pediculus humanus corporis (human body louse) is the source of this 1485-nucleotide messenger RNA. RefSeq names its product trypsin-gamma, putative. NCBI's taxonomy places the organism in Eukaryota, Metazoa, Arthropoda, Insecta, Psocodea, Pediculidae. The coding region runs from base 1 to 1485 and encodes 494 amino acids. The record is from RefSeq and is a predicted model, not a curated record. Gene Ontology annotation, biological process: proteolysis. The transcript is spliced from 11 exons. Gene Ontology annotation, molecular function: serine-type endopeptidase activity.